Diabrotica balteata is the source of this 5473-nucleotide messenger RNA. The record is from the annotation of a GenBank genome assembly. Lineage: Eukaryota; Metazoa; Arthropoda; Insecta; Coleoptera; Chrysomelidae.
UUUUUUACAGAUUCAACCGUAUGGCGUGAGUAGCAUAGCCGGGCACAAGACAGUUUAAAAGAAAUAUGGCCGCCUUGAGAUGGAUCUAGCGGAAGUGGUUGAAGAUUUGAUUUGCACGUUUGAUGGUUCAGGAGAUACUACCAUGGAUACCCUAGCGAUGUUCGUUUUCGGCUGGAUUCUAGCCGCCUUAUUCAUUCUCUGGUUGGGAAAAUUACUUUACGAGAAGUUCCAGAACAGACAAAAGACUCAGUCGGAAGCCAAAGCUAAGUUGAUAGAAGCUCCCGCGAAAACAACUGAUAGCAUCGAUGCGGAGAAGGUUGUGAAAAAAGUGUCGGCAGCUCCUUUGGCUGCUCGAAGCGGUGGAGGUUAUGUUCCUCCGACACCUCCGGUGAGGAAACGCUUGACGAGACAAAGCCCCGCUCCGGAGAGCCGGAAACCGAGGUACAUACCGGCCCCCCAGUGUACCGGACCUGAUAAUGUGUGUGUGUUGUGGGUCAAUGAUGUGCUGCAGUGGUUGUAUAAUGACUUUGUCAUCGUUAACGAGUUACUUGGUGUUUGGAUAGCCGCUCUGAACGAGUAUACGAAGAAAUCUGGUGCUGAGCAAGGAAUUGGCGUUGAAUUAAUAAGGAUAUUACCGGAAACACAUCCGCCUGUUUUGUCCAAUAUCUUCGCUGAAGCCGACUCCAAAGACGACGUGACAAUAACCUGCGACUGCGAAUCGACGCCAGCUUUCCAGCUGAAGAGUUUCAGACAGAAGGGCGAAAAGGCCGAAACGUCGCAUUACCGUGUUAACGUCAACCGUUUCAGGGCUAGACUUAAUAUCUUUUGCGUCUCUGAAAAGCUUAAAGCCAACGUGAAGUGCGACGGAUGGCCUGAAAUUAAAAUUGCCCUUGCUCCUGUGGGAAAUAUUAAGAAUAAUCUCGACGAAUCACAAUUGCAGGAGGUGAUAAUAGAAAUUUUGACGGACGCACUAAGAAAUACAGACGUUGACUUAAAUUUGGCCGAAUACCCAACCUGCCCAAGGUUAGUGAGGCAUGUUGCUGUGCCAGGACAAAUGUUACCUGUGCAUUAUGAUAGUAUGGGUAUGGGAAACAUUAGUCCGACCUUUAGUUCAACGCCCAAUCACCUGACGUCAGGCGUGCGGCAAAUUCCAGGAGAAAAACGACUUUUAGUGAAGGUAGUGAGAGCGGCACAAUUAGGUGCUUCCCAAGGCUGUGCAGAACCCUACUGUGUGGUGGAAAUGGACGAACCGCCACAGAAGAACCAGACCGCCGUGGCGAAAAAUACGGAUUCGCCUCAGUGGGAUGAACAUUUCUUAUUCGAUUUAUCCCCAAAUACAGCGGAACUGCUGUUCGAAAUAUACGAUCACUCAGUGAAACCGAACAAAUUCCUAGGUUUAGGUAUAGUAGGAGUAGAAGAACUUCUGGUAAAUCCAUCUCAAAGGCAGAUUAUUUCUUUGCAGAGUCGACCAUACGAGAGCGAUCCAGUUUCGGGAACUCUGACAGUCGAGUUCUUAUUCAUAGAGGGUGCUGAUAUACCAAAUAUAAGUGGUAGCCAACCUUAUAAAAUUAAGGAAACUUUAAGGAGUCCAUCUCCUGCUACUAAUAGGCUUAAUGUUACUAAUACUAUGACUACUUCAACGUUCCAAAAUGAUGCCCUUACAAACGGCAAUCAUUUACCUGACAUGGGAUAUAGAGACUUAGAUAGAAAUAGGCAAAAUCCGAACACAAAUACCCUGGUGAUUCACAGCAUGCAACGGCAACCUUCCCAAAGGCUAGUGAAGGUCGAGCUAAAUAACGGCGCCUGGAAAGAGAUCGAAACAAUCGAAGUGAAUACCGAAGAUAAAGAGAUCGACGAAGGCGUUGAUGGUAUGGAACGGAGUAAUGGAAAAACCAACGGUAACAUUACGAACGAAGCCAAUGGUACCGCCAAUGGAGAAAGUAAGGACGCGAAAAAUGACAUUGCUGUAUCCAAGCCCGGUGACUAUAGCUUUACAAAUACAUCACAGCUGCCGAACGAAUCUCAACAAAAUCUAGAAUUUAGAGGUAGGUCUAGGAAACGUAGAGACUUCUUCGGAACAAUUAAGAGAAGACUUGGCAAGUCGAUGAACAGAUCAAAAUCUGCUGGGCCAGAAAACGAUCUAGGACGUGAUGAUUCCCUGAAUAGAUCUGUUUCUGCAGAUCGAGGGCGACAUGAUGAAAGUUAUCGCCUGAACGUACCUGGCCAACGAUCAAUGGACGAGACUUCAAGGAGGUCUAGUCUUUCAGAGGCCUCGGGGAUGAGCAGUGCUUCCACGAGGACGUACAUUAACGAAGCCAGUACUUUGGUGCUAGAAACUAUAGAGAACGGAAUAAAGAAACACUACCUCGUACCGCUGUCGUUAGCACAAAAGUCGAAAUGGAGAAAAAAAGGAACCAAACUUCAUAUCUUCAAUGAUCACACGUUUGUUGCCAAACAUUUACAAGGUGGUACCGUAUGUCAAGUUUGUGGGAAGAGUAUAGCCAGAAGAUUUGGUAAGCAGGGGUACGAGUGUAGGGAUUGUUUGAUAAAAUGCCACAAACACUGCCACGUGAAAGUGAAUGACAACUGUCCAACGUCUACCAUCCACAACGUUGAGCUCUCCUACAUCACAAAUCCACUAACCGACAAGAACUUUUCAUUCUUCUAAUCUACUCUGCCUGGUCAACAUCUGCAGUUUUAUUGGGUAGUGUUAUAAAUUAUAGAGAUACUUAAUAUUACAGCAGGAAAGUUCAUUCUUGGAUAGAAUCACGAAAUUAAAAAAAGACAAUACUUUUCGUAUAUAUAUAAUUGUUAUACUUAGUAUAUGUAUUUUAUUCCAAAAAUUGGAUGACGCCAAUAAAAAUUAGGAUCGAGAGGGAGUAAUUGUAGAGUUUUAACCCUUUUGCACAUUUUCUUGUUUUUGGAAACAUUAUUCUUCAAUUUGCAUGAUACAAUAUUGCAUUGUCAUUCAGUUUUGAGCUAUUUAAUCAAUCAUAAAAUUCGUUCCAAACAGAUAGACAGAAGUAUGUUGAGAAAAACGUGUUAAAAUAACUGAAUUGGUAUCAAGACAUUAGCAAAAUGAAACCUGGAUAGUUAACAAGGCAAUCUAAACAUAGAAGGUCUAGAGGUGGCAGUUGCAGGAUGAAGAAAAUGUAGAAAUUUAACAAGAAGGAAAAUUUGUUCCCAGAUAGAAGUAGUUAAGAGACGCUAUAAGGGAUCCUGAAAUGUAAAGUCCCGUUAAAAAAUCACAGUACAGUAGUAAUACUGGUUACAGUAUGUGGCUGGGCAUCAUUGACUUUGAAAUUAAAAAUGAAAAUGAACUGAAGAUAUGGCUUAAGAAAGUAUUAAAGUAAAUCUACGAAAAAUAUUGGAUAAUCGUUGUCAGAGAAAGUCCAUGAGAUAACAAACAAAAAGAGAAAUCAUACGAUUUCUACCUGGCGAAAUCGAAUUCAAAUAUAAGCCACCGUGCUUCCUAAAACUUGCGAAGCAAACAGCUUGAUGAAUAAAUCGGCAAGGGAAUCUAAAAUUGCACUCCAAAUGCCGUUCAUCCUGGCCAAUAUUCGUAGUGAAUUCGAUUUCUGGUACUCCAAACGAAGUAAAGAAAUAAAACACAAUGACGGUAUUAAAUUUUGAUUCGAUACAGAGUAGCGACAAGCCGCAUAUACGUAUUUCGACCUCUUUAGGUCUCCUCAGUACGGUAUAGCAACUACUCCAUUUGGAACCAAAACAUUUUCCCGUCGUAGACCAUAGUUAUUAAAAAUAACUAUGUACAGACGUAAUUACGCCAUGAGAUAAUUUUAUCGAACUGUACGAAAAUCCAUCGAUUAAAGAAAAUCUCAAAUCAUCAAUGAAUUCUGAAUGAGGAAAAAAGCCUUAAACAUAACGAUUACAGUAAAGAAAAUAUCGAAGAGAUAAAAAAGAAGUGGGCAACCUAUUCAAAAUCCAACCUCAAACUGUUUAGGGUAUACAGGGUGUUUCAAAAAGAUAUGUCAUAAAUUAAAUCACGCGUUUCGGGGACAAAAAUAAAUUGAUUGAAUCCAACUUACCUUAGUACAAAAGUGUACACAAAAACAAAACAAAAAAAAGUUUUAAAAAUAAUGUGUUAAACUAAUGAUGCCACAAAAUUCAUUUGAUUUGAACGUACUCAAAAGUUUGGGGGAUUUAGAGCUGCACACCCCCCAUAAAAUUUUUCUGUAUGCUUAGAUUUUGUUGUUCCUUUUUUAUGAAAAAUGCUUUCAGAACAAGAAAGUAACAUGUCCAUUUUUAUUACAAAAUAUCAAGUACUUUAGGAGAUAAUUAAAAAAAAACAAUUUUUAUUUUGUAACUUCAAAGGGCUGUAACUUUUUUUGUGUACACAAUUUUACUAAGGUUGGUUGGAUUCAAUCAAUUUAUUUUUGUCCACGGAAUGCUUGAUUUAAUUUAUGACAUUUCCUUUUGUAACACCCUGUAUAAUAAUAAGACAAAAAGUAGAAAACAGAAUAAAUUUAUUGUCAUGGAAAACUGUGAGCUUCCUAGAAUUAUGAUACGGUUUGUAAAGGUUUUUUGACUGAAUAUGUGUACGCAAAUUUUAUGAAAAUCAGGCAGCAGUUGUCUAAAAUACAUUCACAAUUUACUCUUUGGUCCUUCGAGUCGGAUAAAUAAUUGUCAUAAUUUUGAAUUUAAAAUUGUACUGUUAAAAUAUUUGCACAUAUUUUAAAUGUAUUCAAUAAACAAAAAAUGAACAAAAGGCUUGACUAGUAUUUGCUUUUUAGAAGCAAAUGAUAAUCAUUUUAUAUACCUAUAACGUUUCUAGGCAUUCUGCAGUUUAAUAUUUAACGAAAAUAGCGUUGUUCGAAUCGUAGAUAACGUAGUCUCUCUCUAGUUCAACUUUCAACGAAUUCUUUUUGUGAUAUGCCGAACAGUAGACAUGAGCUUUCCUGCUAUGUUUAAUUAAUAAGCACAAAACUAUUGUCCCGUAGCUUUACAAGUUCACAAUCUGUGUUAGUUUUAUAACUGUUUUUUUGUUUAAUAUUGAUAUUAUUUUUUUAUGCUUGUUUUUUUGAUAUGAGUAAUUGGUAAAUUUUAUCAGAUUUAUUUAUUUGUACAUAAAUUUGUUGUUUAUUGUACACGAUUUGUUUUGAGGCAGAGGUUUCAGUCAGAAUACAUAGUUAUUUUUAAUAUGUAGCUUAUUUGUAUGGCUUUUUGUUGUCUAAUCGACCAGAAAUAAUACAAGUUAGAAUAUGUCAACACUGUACGCUUCAAAUUUGUUAUAUAGAUUACGAAAAGGAAGCCUGUUAAAUUCCGUAUGUUGGAUCAUUGCACAUUUUUCAUCAUUCAAUUUAUAUGAUUUAAAUCAAUACGUUUAUAUGAAAUGUAUGAAAAUUAGGAAAUGGCUGUUAUUCCUUUGAACGUUUUUUAACGUCCCUUUUAAGGUACGACCCGUUUAAGGUACCAAAAUAUGGCAACACCAUUUGCGGGCCAUUAACAAGAGUGA